AUGGCUCCGUCUCACAAUCUCACCACCGAAGAAGAUCUCCGUGCCUAUCUGGCUACACACAGUCAAGCGCCAGUUACUAUCACCCUGCUUACAGGCGGAACAGCGAACUAUGUAUAUCGCGUCAGGAACACCGAUGGUUCUACGACAAUCUUCAAGCAUGCUGCACCAUUCCUCCGGAUCAAUAAGGCCUUUCAAUUCGACCAAAUGCGCAUGGACUUUGAAGCCCACAUACUCGAGAUCAUAUCGCCUGUCGACGGUGUAGGCCUCCUGGCAGAUCGACUUCCCAACUCGACGGUACACGUUGUACGUCUACUGAAGUAUGACAAAGGGGAGAAGCUUCUAGCCAUCGAAGACGGCGGCGACCAGAAUCUAAAGGAUGCUUAUACUAAUUCAAACCUCGAUGUUCCUGGAAUUGCAAGAGAGUUAGGUCAAUGGCUGGCUGCACUCCACAUAUGCUCUAGAGAGACAUCGCUUGCACUUUCCUCGCAUGAAACAAAUGUCAGAGGAAACAAUCCUGUCGGGUUAUCUAUAUAUCGACACUCGUACAGCAACCUACACACAGCCCUCAAAAAGUAUGGAUAUGAUACAAAGCUUGCUGAGCGCAUCAACGAAGAUUUUGGCAGCCUGAUCGCGACAGACGAUGAAUGCAUAUGUCAUGGAGACUUCUGGCCUGGUAACGUCCUGGUUCGGCUCAACGACAUCCCAGAUGGAAAGCCGGCAGACCUUACAAUCGUGGACUGGGAGAUGGUACGUCGUGGCACGAGCGCGACAGAUGUUGGACAAUUCGCAGCCGAAGCAUUCCUACUCGAUCGGUUUCGAGGUGGCAGAGGCCUGCGUCCUGCCUUCUUGAGGGCAUACAUCAUGGCCAGGGAGAGCGAUGGUAUGCAAAUUGGAAAGACGUGGGUGAAGAGAAUGGUAGUGCAUUGGGCUGUGCAUGUUGCGUUCUGGCCUACUAGAGUGGAGUGGACAGAUGAAGAGAGUACGCGCAAGCUGGUUGAUUUGGGCGUUGCAGUGCUAGAUGACGUCUUGGAUGGUGAGUGGGAGAAGGUUAUGAAGUCGCCCCUAUUAGAAGAUGUGGAGGAUGAGUGGUGGCCAGUUAUCAGGAGAGCAUGA
Messenger RNA from Dothidotthia symphoricarpi CBS 119687, 1113 nucleotides. Its product is annotated as kinase-like protein. The record is from RefSeq and is a predicted model, not a curated record. Bases 1 to 1113 code for a protein of 370 amino acids. Lineage: Eukaryota; Fungi; Ascomycota; Dothideomycetes; Pleosporales; Dothidotthiaceae. The transcript has a single exon.